Molecule: messenger RNA, 978 nt
Organism: Beta vulgaris subsp. vulgaris (sugar beet)
Lineage: Eukaryota; Viridiplantae; Streptophyta; Magnoliopsida; Caryophyllales; Amaranthaceae
Product: ADP-ribosylation factor
Exons: 7
Coding region: 143-688 (181 amino acids)
Biological process (GO): intracellular protein transport; vesicle-mediated transport
Cellular component (GO): cytoplasm
Molecular function (GO): GTPase activity; GTP binding
Source: RefSeq, a predicted model, not a curated record
ACCCCUUAAUAUCAACCCAAAUAAAUUUGACGGACCCGUUGAUAUUAUAAACUUUUAAAACGGGCGGACACUCAAGAAUUGCCCGCCGUCCACCCUCUUGCCCUAGCUCUUUUUUCUCUCUCCUCAAUAUUUGUUGAAGAAAAUGGGGCUCUCAUUCACGAAGCUUUUCAGUCGCCUUUUCGCGAAGAAAGAAAUGAGAAUUUUAAUGGUAGGUCUCGAUGCGGCUGGUAAGACCACCAUUUUGUAUAAGCUUAAGCUUGGAGAGAUUGUUACCACCAUUCCUACCAUCGGUUUCAAUGUUGAGACCGUGGAAUACAAGAACAUCAGCUUUACUGUGUGGGAUGUUGGAGGUCAAGACAAGAUCCGACCUCUAUGGAGACAUUACUUCCAAAACACCCAAGGUCUCAUCUUUGUGGUGGAUAGCAAUGAUCGUGAUCGUGCUGUUGAGGCAAGGGAUGAGCUGCACAGGAUGUUGAAUGAGGAUGAGUUGAGAGAUGCUGUCCUCCUGGUAUUUGCUAACAAGCAAGAUCUUCCAAAUGCUAUGACUGCUGCGGAGAUUACUGAUAAGCUUGGUCUCAACUCCCUUCGUCAGCGUCAUUGGUAUAUCCAGAGCACGUGCGCCACUUCUGGUGAAGGUCUCUACGAAGGACUGGACUGGCUGUCCAACAACAUUGCUAGCAAGGCUUAGAUGGCAGGAUAUGCCCGGCUGAGCGUAGGAUGAGAAUAUGUGUGGAUUUUGCAGCACCUGUUCAAGUGGGAGAUGAUAUUGAGCGUUUGGCAUGUGUUUUUCUUUGUUGUGUUAAAAAUCACAAGAGUUAUUGUGUUAAUGUGAUUAUGUUUAUGAAGGUUUUGUUAUGAUCAUAGAAAUUGUUAUAUCAAUACUUUUGUAGAUUCAGAAUAACUAAAAUGUAUCUCAGGAAAAGAGUUUGUUUCAUGUUGAUAUAUAUACUGUGACGGUGAUAUUCUUUUGGAGCAAAA